AUGGCGCCGCCGUCUUCGUCCCGUUUCCUCGACUCUGAAGCGGUCGAGUUCUCGGAGUACCCUGACAAGAGGUCGUACGGGUAUACCUUCAUCUUCCCUAUCGGGCCGGGGAACUACAUGUGGACCAUGAAUCCGUGGAUCGUCGCCAACGCCAGCGGGUGCCAGGUGCGGAAGCUCGUCGGGCCCCUGCUGGACGAGCGGGCCGGCCUGGGGUUUCCCCUGCAGCCCGAGUUUUUCGAGUACGAUAGCUUCUACCCGGCCGAGACCGUCGGCAUGGCAGAAGUCCGCACGGGGUCGCGUCUCAUCCCACGGAAGAACUGGGAGGAUGAGGGACUUCUCAAUGAUACCAUCCGGACGCUGCGCGAGCUGGCGCAGGAGGGUGCCACGCUGAUUCACUACAAUAUUAACGCCGCGGCGCCCGACGGCACGCCGAACAGCGCGGCUAACCCGGCGUGGGGCGAUGCGGUCAUAUUUGUCAUCACGGCUGAGUGA
Sodiomyces alkalinus F11 is the source of this 492-nucleotide messenger RNA. RefSeq lists its product as hypothetical. Lineage: Eukaryota; Fungi; Ascomycota; Sordariomycetes; Glomerellales; Plectosphaerellaceae. The transcript is spliced from 2 exons. The record is from RefSeq and is a predicted model, not a curated record. The coding region runs from base 1 to 492 and encodes 163 amino acids.